UGCAAGUUUAAAUUUUGUUUUUCUACUUCUUUCUCUUUGAAUCAAAUUCCAUCCAAGCUGGCUCUUCAGUCUCACAACCAUCGCAAGCUAAUCAACUUACUGAUAAAAUGCGCCGCUCAAUUGGGCAUGAAACAGGUACUACAGAUUCAAGCCCAGUUAAUUACCUAUGCACCUCCAUUUCUUGACCCCAACUUCGUUGCCGUCAAGCUUAUCGGGGUCUGCGCCGUCCAGUGCAAACUGCGGCAAGCUGCCCUCAUAUUCAGCCAACUUGCUGACCCAAAUGUCUUUGCUUGGAAUGCCAUUCUAAAGGCCUACGCCCAGAACCACAACUGGGAUCACACUCUUCGUUACUUCAACUAUCAACUGUCAUCCCCAAAUGUUGCCCCUGAUGAAUACACUUUCACCUCUGUUCUCAAGGCCUGUGCUGGCCUUGCGGCCGUGCUUGAUGGCUGCAAAGUUCAUGCUGUGGUCAUCAAGACUGCCUUAAACUCCAAUAUAUUCGUUCAGAACUCUCUCAUUGGUAUGUAUUUUAAAUUCGGCAAUCUGGACAUUGCUCAGCUGUUGUUUGAUGAAAUGCUGAUCAGAGACGUGGUUUCUUGGAACACUUUAGUGUCUGGGUACUCCUUAUGUGGCAAUGUUGAGUUGGCGAGAUGGGUGUUUGAUAAAAUGCCAAUAAAGAAUUUGGUGUCUUGGUCAGCAAUGAUUGCUGGUUAUACGAGAUUGGGUAACCUUGAAGGUGCUCGCCAGCUGUUUGAUGUUAUGCCUGAAAGAAAUGUGGUUUCUUGGAAUGCUAUGAUCGCUGGAUAUGCACAAAAUGAGAAGUACUCUAAUGCUAUCAACCUCUUCCAUGAGAUGCAAAAGACUGGCAGUGUGAGGCCCAAUGAUGUGACUCUUAUUAGCGUGUUGUCAGCUUGUGCACACCUAGGUGCAUUUGAUUUGGGGAAGUGGAUUGACCAUUUUAUUAGUCGGACUGGGAUGGAAUUAAGUCUCUUCUUGGGAAAUGCAUUGGUGGACAUGUAUGCCAAGUGUGGAUUCAUAGCUGAGGCUAGGCGAAUAUUUGAUAAGAUGCAGGAGAGGGAUGUAAUCUCCUGGAGUAUAAUUAUUUCUGGGUUGGCUAUGCAUGGGCAUGCAGAGGAAGCAUUUGAUUACUUCUUUGAAAUGCUUGAAUGUGGCGUAAAGCCAAAUGAGGUCACAUUCAUGGGCUUAUUAUCAGCAUGUACGCAUGCUGGGUUAGUGGAUAAGGGAUUAAAGUAUUUCAAUAUGAUGGAUCACAAGUAUGGAAUCACUCCCAAGAUUGAGCAUUAUGGUUGUGUGGUUGAUCUCCUGAGCCGCGCUGGGCGCCUUGUGGAAGCAGAGGAUUUGAUCAAUUCAAUGCCCAUUGAAGCCAAUGUCAUAGUUUGGGGGGCACUGCUUGGUGGUUGCCGUAUUUACAAGGACAUUGAACUGGGUGAACGUGUUGUACAGCGUAUCCUUGAGCUAGACUCUGAACACUCUGGAAGUUACGUUUACCUGGCCAAUGUUUAUGCUUCAGUUGGUCGGCUGGAUGAUGCUGCAAAAUGUAGGUUGAAUAUGCGGGAAAAUAAGGUAAUAAAAACUCCUGGUUGCAGUUGGAUUGAAGUUCAUAACACAGUUCAUGAGUUCUUCAUGGGAGACAGGUCACAUCCUUUGGCUGACAAGAUAUAUGCAACAAUCAGUGAAUUGGUGUUCAGGAUGAAGUUGGCAGGUUACAAGCCAAAGACGGAUCUGGUUGUGCAUAGUGUAGAUGAGGAAGAGAAGGAGGAUGCACUAUCAACUCACAGUGAGAAGUUGGCAAUUGCGUUUGGGCUCAUUAGCACUAGUAAAGGAACCACUAUAAGGGUUGUGAAGAACUUGCGUAUUUGUAAUGAUUGUCAUGAGGCCACAAAGUUCAUAUCCAGAAUCGUUGAGCGAGAAAUUAUUGUGCGGGACAGAAGUCGUUUCCAUCACUUCAAAGAUGGAAAGUGUUCAUGUAAUGACUAUUGGUAACAGAAGAUAAGGGGAAGUAACUGGGCAAAAAGGAGAAAGGUACAAAAUGAAGGCAAUCAUUGCAUCUACCUCUUGUAAAUCCCUUGUAGUUUAUGAAUUUGAUUCUUGGUGGAACUUCUUUUGUAUGCUGUUCUUGCUUGGGCCUACAACAAUUCAUAAUCUCCUGCUGAGAAACCAGAAAGAGUAUAAACUGCUUUUUGUUACAACCUCAACACUGGAUUUCCUCACAGUUUCCAAGCAGAAAGGGUUCUGAUGAA
Telopea speciosissima is the source of this 2261-nucleotide messenger RNA. RefSeq names its product pentatricopeptide repeat-containing protein At1g08070, chloroplastic-like. The record is from RefSeq and is a predicted model, not a curated record. Gene Ontology annotation, biological process: RNA modification. NCBI's taxonomy places the organism in Eukaryota, Viridiplantae, Streptophyta, Magnoliopsida, Proteales, Proteaceae. Gene Ontology annotation, molecular function: zinc ion binding; RNA binding; protein binding. The coding region runs from base 127 to 2004 and encodes 625 amino acids. The transcript has a single exon.